Molecule: messenger RNA, 1004 nt
Organism: Helianthus annuus (common sunflower)
Lineage: Eukaryota; Viridiplantae; Streptophyta; Magnoliopsida; Asterales; Asteraceae
Product: zinc finger A20 and AN1 domain-containing stress-associated protein 4
Exons: 3
Coding region: 243-746 (167 amino acids)
Molecular function (GO): DNA binding; zinc ion binding
Source: RefSeq, a predicted model, not a curated record
UAUUGACACGAAGAAAAGCAAGUCUUAAAUACAAUUAUUAUUUCAUCUCAUCCCCAAAAAUUCAAUCAUCUUCUUCGAUUUCGCUAUCAAUUUCCUCUAUUAUUCGAUCAUCCAUUCCUUAAUCUACACAAUUCACAGAACUGUAGAAGCAAUACUACACUAGAAUGCUAUCUUGAAGAGUGGAGGCUUCAAGAAUUCAUUGCAAGAUUACGAUCGUGUGACCUUAAUAAAAGUCUUGACUGAUGGAAUCUACCAAAGAGACAGCGGCUCCAGAAGGCCCCAUCCUGUGCAUCAACAACUGCGGAUUUUUUGGUAGUGCAGCCACCAUGAACAUGUGUUCCAAAUGCCACAAAGAGAUGAUAUUAAAGCAGGAAAAUGCCAAACUUGCAGCUGACAUCAUCAAUGGUGGUGGUUCAGGGAAGGAUGUGGUAGCUGCUGCUGAUGUCAUCAAGACUGCCCAGUCAGCAGCAGCAGUGGAGUUGAACGUGGCUCUAAUUCAAGCACCACAUACUGAUGGCUCAUCGUCAACUCAGGUCCCUGAGGUGAAAGUGGGACCCAACAGAUGCUCCACCUGUCGUAAGCGGGUUGGUUUAACGGGCUUCAACUGCAAAUGUGGCAAUCUCUUCUGCUCUGUUCAUCGCUACUCUGAUAAACACGAGUGUCCCUUCGACUACCGCAGUGCUGGUCGUGAUGCCAUAGCCAAGGCUAAUCCUGUGGUCAAAGCGGAAAAGCUUGACAAGAUAUGAUAAGGGGAUUUGGUCAAACAUGCCUUGUGAAGUUGCCAAUUUAGGUGCCCUUGGUUAUAGAUUGUUUGAAAAUUUGCUUUUGAAGACGGGGCACAUUGUGUGUGUUGGGGUGGGGGUGGGGUGGGGUGGGGUGGGGUAGGGUAGGGUGGGGGGUUGUCAGUAAUGUAUUGCAUAGAUGGAUUGAUGGAUCUUGUUUGUGUUAAAACUGUAAUUUCUUCUCAUUAUUAAUCUCAUCUUGUGCUACUAUUGAAUGUUGUC